Messenger RNA from Notechis scutatus (mainland tiger snake), 912 nucleotides. The record is from RefSeq and is a predicted model, not a curated record. NCBI's taxonomy places the organism in Eukaryota, Metazoa, Chordata, Lepidosauria, Squamata, Elapidae.
AUUUCAUACUUGUUUUUGGAGACAAGAGAUCGAGCAAGGCAAUCUUUUGUUUCUACACAUCAUGGCUUGUUGGAAUCGCCUUUUGGGGUCCGUUCUCACUUUCUGGACCAUCCUGGGUUCAAAUCACGCCUUUCCAGAUGGAGCCCCCGAAUCUGCCUGUAACAAUAUGUUGCCAGUCCAUAUUGGGGUACAGCCUCAAACGGUACCUAGUCCUUAUGAACUUUCGGUUAGUACACCAUCCUUCCAAAACGGGCAGCCAGUUAAUGUUCAGAUCCUAGGAGCUGCUUAUCGAGGGUUGUUGUUGGAAGCGCGUUCGUUUCACCCAGCCGCUGCCCUGGGGUUUUGGCAAACUCCCCCCAACAAUACCAGACUUUUACAGUGCUCUGGAAAUCUUCAAGGGGCCAUUACUCAUUCCAACACCAAUUUAAAAAUGAAUCAGAUCUACUCCUGGCUCCCACCUCCCUUACACUGUCCCCCAGUAGUUUACUUUGUGGCAACUGUGGCCCAAUCACACGACGUCUACUGGACCCAAGUCAAAUCCAAAGUGAUCUGGAGAAGUGAGUAUCACCAGAUUCCCUCUCCGAAAGCCACGGGCUCCUUCUGCAUGCCAGCCCCAGGCAUUCCUGCAAGAUUAACUCUCUUUCUUUCACUGCAGAUCCUCAAGCCACAUGUGGAGUGGAAGCAUCUGGGAGACAAUUUUCCGCUGCUACGAAAAUUGCCUGCUUGCUACUCAUGAUUUUGCUCAUCUGAUUGUUUUUCAAAAGGCCUAACCAAAGCAAUUGCCGUCUUUUUUUAACAACUGCCUUGCUUAGAAUCCUAUUUUUCUCCUCCCAAGUUUGCAACCCACGCACUUCAGGCUUGUUUUAGGUUCUGUUUUAUUUGAUUUAAUAUUAUAAAUGCUUUGAUGAAAUA